Molecule: messenger RNA, 846 nt
Organism: Exaiptasia diaphana
Lineage: Eukaryota; Metazoa; Cnidaria; Anthozoa; Actiniaria; Aiptasiidae
Product: dihydropteridine reductase
Exons: 8
Coding region: 33-767 (244 amino acids)
Biological process (GO): L-phenylalanine catabolic process; tetrahydrobiopterin biosynthetic process
Cellular component (GO): cytoplasm
Molecular function (GO): 6,7-dihydropteridine reductase activity; NADH binding; NADPH binding
Source: RefSeq, a predicted model, not a curated record
CGCAUUUGUUGCUUUCACGUGGUUUUAACAAAAUGGCUGCCGCUGGAGUUUCUUCAAGAGUUCUAGUUUACGGUGGAAAAGGAGCUUUGGGAGCUACUUGUGUGACAUACUUCAAGGCCAGAAACUGGUGGGUGGCUUCAGUGGAUUUGUUCCCUAAUGAAGAUGCCCAUGCAAAUGUUAUUGUAGAUCCUUCCAAGUCAUGGACAGAACAAGACCAAGAGGUGCAAAAGAGGAUGGAUGAAAUAUUAGAUGGGWAUACUCUAGAUGCCAUUGUAUGCGUUGCAGGCGGAUGGGCUGGAGGAAAUGCAAGUAGUAAAGUUGUGGUCAAAAAUGCUGAUUUGAUGUUUAAACAAAGUGUUUGGACUUCCCUGAUAGCAUCAAGUAUAGCAGCAAAGCACUUAAAAAGUGCUGGAUUGCUCUCUUUAACUGGUGCACAACCAUCUCUUGCUGGAACCCCAGGUAUGAUGGGAUAUGGUAUGGCUAAAGCUGCUGUACACCAAUUAGUGAARGGUCUUGCUUUGAAAGGCAGUGGCCUACCUCCUGAAGCCAUUGCUGUUGCAAUUUUACCUAUGACCUUAGACACACCAAUGAAUAGAAAGGGCAUGCCAAAUGCAAAUUUCAGUGACUGGACUCCACUAGAGUAUGUUGCUGAAGUUCUUUAUGGCUGGUGUGAUGGCAAAGACAGACCUGAAUCUGGUAGUCUUGUUAAACUGAACACCAAAAAUGGUAAAAGCUCCUGGGAGCUGCACACUGGCUCUUUAAUUUGAAUCAAGAAAUUACAGUUACUAAAGAUGUUUUUUGAGGUGUAAGUUUUUUAGUGUUGUAUUAAAAUUCAUGAAUGUUUCA